This is a messenger RNA of Colletotrichum tamarilloi, 888 nucleotides long. RefSeq lists its product as uncharacterized. The record is from RefSeq and is a predicted model, not a curated record. Lineage: Eukaryota; Fungi; Ascomycota; Sordariomycetes; Glomerellales; Glomerellaceae. The transcript has 5 exons. Bases 1 to 888 code for a protein of 295 amino acids.
AUGGUAAUUGGCAGAGGUUCAGGAAGUCCAGUAUCGGUGGCGGUAGAUCGAAUUGCGCUGCAGUGGAUAGUCAAGGCGUGCUUUCCUACGAUUGAGGCCCAAGGCAAUACUCAGACGAUCGCCAAGGAACCCACGAGAAUUGGUGAAGCAGGGUACCUCGUUGCCGAGUGCGAGCUUCAAGAUGUCGCCUGCGCCAAAUAUGAUAACGUCAUCGGCCUCAUGUGUCUAAGUAGCCCAGUCAAUCAUGUGCUUCAGGACUCGCAAAUACUUCUCAGAAAGACAACUAUCGUGUUUCUCAAGAAGAAUGGCAAGCCGGUAGAGCUCAAUGUGCGCCACAAAUUGAAGCUCUGGAAUGACUCUCGCCCCGGAUCGUACCCGGCGAACGAUCAUUUCAUUCCCGAUUCUGGUAAGGGUUUUGGGCCUGGGCAUGGGUCGCCAAACUCCAAGAACAUCGCUUUCUCUCGCCUGCGAGUAGAUCUCGAUGCGCAGCGGGAGAGCAUCGACAGAAUAGAUACUGCCGGUUUCCAAGUCGUGUCCCAAUUCGACCGCGCUGUUUCGCGCAUCGAAAAGGAGAUGGCAAAGCUCAGCUCGACUCUGGGCCAACUUCAGAUAUCCAGUGGGGAGUUCUCGACACGAAACAGUUUCAAGCUGUCUCGAUUGGAGAGCCAGGUUCGGACCGCAAACGCUGCCAAAUCUGAGAUGAAGAAGCUCUCCGAAGAAGUUCAUAGGGAGAAUGUUGAGCUCCGAAACGAUCUCCUAAUCUCGCAAGAAGAUUACAAGCAGCUCGAAAACGUACUGGGCCUACAAGCGGAUGUGGCAAAAUCGAAUGCAACCGUGAAAAACAUCCUCGACAUGAACAUUGGCAGUGCCAAGGAAACAGCCAAAUGA